Messenger RNA from Zingiber officinale, 1133 nucleotides. RefSeq names its product putative ankyrin repeat protein RF_0381. Gene Ontology annotation, cellular component: nucleus. The transcript has 2 exons. Gene Ontology annotation, molecular function: protein binding; transcription cis-regulatory region binding. The record is from RefSeq and is a predicted model, not a curated record. Gene Ontology annotation, biological process: positive regulation of transcription by RNA polymerase II. Lineage: Eukaryota; Viridiplantae; Streptophyta; Magnoliopsida; Zingiberales; Zingiberaceae. Bases 58 to 837 code for a protein of 259 amino acids.
AGCCAUGGCAUCUUGUAAUUCGUUUGGGAACUUCAAGUGCGAACCACAAACAGGAGGAUGGAAAACCCUGGAGCGACCUCGAACUCGAAGAAGAAGAGGGGAUUCCGAAAAGACGAAGGUUUACCAUUACCUGAUCUCCACACCGCCGCCAGGACUGGGGAUCGCCUCACCGUCGUGUCCAUCUGUAACACCAAUCCACUCGCCGUUAACUCUAGGGAUCGCCUUUCCCGGACCCCAUUGCAUCUAGCUGCAUGGUCUGGGCAGACAGAGGUCGUAAAAUUUCUCUGCAAUAACAAAGCUGAUGUUGGCGCUGCUGCUAUGGAUGAUACAGCUGCAAUCCAUUUUGCUGCUCAGAAAGGUCACCUGGAGACGAUCCAGGUCCUAUUAUCUUCUGGAGUCUCCGUCAAGGCUGCAAACAGAAAAGGAUUCACGGCUUUGCACUAUGCUGUCCAAGGAUCUCAUGCAGAACUCAUCAAAUAUCUAAUCAGGAAAGGUGCAAGCCUUACUGCCAAGACAAAAGGUGGGCAAACACCUGCUGACCUUGCAAGCACAGAGGAAAUCCGUGCUCUUCUUGAAGAUGGUAAGCAGUCACCAGCCGUACAAGAAAAAUCUACCAGAACCAAAUUGGAUGCGGAUUCAAUGACAGAGGACUGUGCCGAAGAGAAGGAUCGAGGCUCCAUGCCAAAAGAAUUGGUGCUAGUUGAUGAGGGCACAUGCGUCAACGAAAAGAGGAAUGACAAAGAAGUUGAUGACGUUGGCUCUUUGAAAACCAAGAAGGCUAAGGUUUCUCUUGAUCAUCUUGUAGCUGAAAGCGAUGAGCAAGAUGGGGAAGAAUAAUGAAAGAUUUAUGAUGUACAAGCAGUUCUAGCAUCCGUGGUUCUCCCAUCUGACGGGGGCUGAAAGGUCGGCUGUUUAGACUUAUGCUGCGAACAUCGUCUCCGAGAACAAUAUAUGCUGUAAAAUUGUAGUUAUAGUGGCAGGAUAUUAUUAACGUGAUGAAACAUGGGUUCUUCAUUCUAGUUUUAUUGGUUUCAGUAGACCGCUCAAAAGAUAAAAGCUUGAUGUUGUUGGUCAUUGGUGACUAAUACUCAUUUGUCAUUUAACUUAUAUGUAUGACUGUCUUUAUUUUCUUA